Messenger RNA from Macrosteles quadrilineatus (aster leafhopper), 2099 nucleotides. Its product is annotated as hemicentin-2-like. The coding region runs from base 1 to 1863 and encodes 620 amino acids. Lineage: Eukaryota; Metazoa; Arthropoda; Insecta; Hemiptera; Cicadellidae. The transcript is spliced from 14 exons. Gene Ontology annotation, cellular component: neuron projection. The record is from RefSeq and is a predicted model, not a curated record.
AUGACCAGCAUCAUCACACAGAGCGAGAUUAUACCACCCGAUGGAUCUAAAUGCAAGGUUAAAGUCAAUGGAGAAUUCUCAGAGGAUUUUGAUAUAAAUACUGGUGUGAGACAAGGAGAUGAGAAAUGGGUGAUAAGCAAGAGAACUGAGAAACGACUUAUAGUGUUCGAAAACAAGAUUCUAAGGAAAAUCUUUGGACCAACCUUUGAAAACGGAGAAUGGAGAGUUAAGCACAACAGGGAGUUGAGAGAGUUGUACAGGGACCCAAAUAUUGUGGCUGAGGUGAGAAGUAGGAGAUUGAGAUGGGCAGGCCAUGUGUUAAGAAAGGAAGAGGGAUCCUUAGUGAGAAACACCCUAAACAACAACCCCGAGGGUAGAAGACCUCCUGGAAGGCCCAAGUUGAGGUGGAGAGAUCAAGUGAGAAGAGAUCUGAGAAGAAUGGGAAGAAGAGAGGAUGAAGCAAUGGAUCGUGCAGUCUGGAGGCAGUGUGUUGGCGAGGCAAAGUACCUCCUUGGGUACCAAGAGCCACGGCAUGAUCUAAUGACGCAAUCUAUCCAACAUUUCUUGGUCAACGAUGAAGUGAUCAAGUAUUCAAUCUCUGCUGCAGCUGCAAUCAUUUCUCUGGCUGAAGAAGACAUAGUCCUAAACAGCCUCAGUCCAGUAGGGUUUCAGCUUAACGAAGACGGACGACAUUGGACAAGCUCCUGCACCUCGUCAAUGACACGGUUAGCCUUGACGGAUGGGCCGAGAUUUGUGGAGCCUAUCCCCAACGUAACCGUCGUGCUAGGCAGGGAUGCCAACCUUCCCUGCGUAGUGGAGAACCUUGGACAGCACAAGGUUGCCUGGAUCCACAUUGACCGUCAAAUGAUACUGACAAUACACCGCCACGUGAUAUCGCGAGUGCCGAGAUUCAGCGUGAGUCACUCACAGAACACGUGGCUUCUACACGUGACAGGAGCUCAACAGGAAGACCGAGGCUAUUACAUGUGUCAGGUCAACACGAACCCCAUGAUCAGCCAGGUCGGCUACCUGCAGGUCAAAGUCCCUCCCAACAUCGUAGACGAGGAGAGUACGCCGUCUUCCGUGGCAGUGAGGGAAAACCAGAACAUCUCCUUGGUUUGCAAAGCGGAGGGCCUUCCAACCCCAAAAGUCACCUGGAGACGAGAAGACGCUCAGAUGCUUAUGAUGGACAGGAGAAACGAAGUGUUGUAUUACGAAGGAGACUAUCUCAAUAUAUCCCGCAUCAGCCGCAAGGACAUGGGUGCCUACAUGUGUAUAGCCUCCAACGGGGUGCCUCCAUCAGUGGCGAAGAGAAUAGUAGUAGACGUGGAAUUCUCUCCGAUGAUCUUCGUGCCGAACCAGCUCGUAGGCGCUCCUACGGGCACCAACGUGACUCUUGAGUGUUUGACGGAAGCUCACCCUCGUUCUAUCAACUACUGGGUCUAUCAGGGGAACAUGCUGCUGCCUACAGCCAAACACACCAUGAGCGCUAACGUCAACGGCUACAGAGUUAAAAUGCGACUUACAAUACAUAGUCUGCACAAGCGGGACAUCGGCAACUACAGAUGCGUCAGCAAAAACUCCCUAGGUGAAACCGAAGGUUCAAUCCGACUUUAUGAUAUUCCACGACCAUCUGUUCCUCCAAAAAUAGUGUUAUCCAGCAGUCCUAAGAGACAAGAGAGGCCAGUAAACUGGGUGACAAGUUCCACAACCCCUACAUAUCCCUCUGAGUGGAGCAGAGGGUCCAUGAGCUCGCCCUUCCUAGUUCAGACGGAGGAGGAAGCAGAUAAUAGUUACUGCAAUAGACGGGAGUCUUCAUACAUCCUCAUUGUAGCCACUUCACUCUUCAUUCUACGGUUAUAAUCCUCCUCAUAUUAAUAUAAAUAUGUAAUCUAUGUAAUCUAUGACAUAUCUGUUUAAGGAUAUAUUUUUCAAUCACAUUGUAAAUAUGUUGAUAUUAAUACGUCCAUAUCUUUUGGCACAAGAACGAGAUAUUAGUUACAGGAAAGUUUAUUUUUUUACAUACACUAUAGGUCGGCCGCUUCGAAAACUACUUCCUCUUGCAUGCACGACCAAUGCUCGCGCAGGUCGCUAUCCGU